GUAAACUGAGACUGAGAGGUACCAUAUCGGCGUACGUCCCCCUACGUUGUCGGCCAAUACGUCUUGAUAGGUACCGAUAGGAAAGGGAAAACUGACACGUGAAGCUCCCCCUAGGAUGGCUCUUUGUUUGGGUCUGUAGGGCUGACUCAUCCAUCCAACAUAUUUCUUGGAGGCAGAGAUAGGCAAAAAACUAGUUUAAAGAUUGGAAGAUUUGAUCGGUGUUGAAAUCUUACAGCCAAAGUGAAUUUGGGAUACACGCUUUCAGCGGAUUAUUGGCUGUCUGAGGGAGGGUGUCCGCCGGUCAAGCAUCGGUAUAGAUUGGGGAGGAGGCAUUUAUAAAGCGAGUGCCGAUGAGAAACUCAGGAACAUCGGAGGGAAGCAAUCGGGGAAAUCUCACAUUGAACAACAGCCACCCCUCCCCCCUCGACACACCCACUCUCUGCCUCUGAACGUCAGAAAUGCAUUAGAUACAGAGGCAGACAGGAACUCUUCUGUAGAUUGGGAAAUGGCGGAUAGAAGAACGCAGAGGGCUUCAAACAAUAAGCAGACGACAAGUUACGACUCGCGCUCAGCGGAAGUAAAGCGACGCUCAAGAAGCGCGGGGCCUCCAGGGAAAAAUAAAAUGAGAAAUUCAAUGGACGAAAAACGGUUCCUUGCAGCUCAAGAGAAGAAGAGCAAGGCCUCGCGAUAUUAUCAGAGACAACAAGAGUUAAAACAUGGUAUGCGACAUUCAUUGUACAACGAACCACAGUCGGACGAGGGGGGCUUCCCCAAUUACAGCUCUAGCGCAUCCGACUCGGAUGCUAACAACAAGACAAAGUGGGUGAAAAACCCAUUAAACAUCAAGAAAACUAAAAAGUAUGAAAAAAGACAACCAACUGGAACGUCUGACAAUGGUGUUUACAGUAUAAAUGAAAAUGAAUAUAACAGGUUGGAGAAUCAAAAUAUGAAGAAUCGCCAGGCUACACGAGCGGGAGUAUUUCGUGAUUCAGAAUACCGCGACAAAAAUGGAAAUCCAAAGAAUAAGUUUCAGAAACUGGAAGAAAGGCGCAAUCAAAGGAUUGAUUAUACAGUGACAUCAGAUGACGAGGUGAACUCUCCGGAAGCAGGGAUAACCAAAUUAAGACAACGAGCCCUCCAAGGUUCCAAGCUAUCCACUCAGUUGCCCGACACUUUGGAAGAUUGGAACAAAUCUUCAAAAGCUCCGCAGGUGUCAUCAUCAACAUUUGAAGUUAGGCGGACUUUUCACGAUAACACUGAACAAGUGGAGAAUGGAUCUUCCUCGUCGGAGCAAAUUACACUGCGACAAAUAGGUCCAGGUAUUCGUGCGUCGAAAUCACCAGGUCAGACCAGCAGCGACGGGGGACAGCGGCGAGAAAGGACCGUGGGCCAGGAAAAGAGACCCAUUGUGCAAGGAAGCUAUAGGAAAAUACCAAAACAGGAGAGUGACUUUCUGAAGAUCCAGAACGUAUCCGGAACUAAGCAGGAGACAAGCCGGGACCAGGAAUCUAGAUCGGGUGAUUCUGUAAAUAGAAUACGGGAAUUGCCCUCUGGUGGAUAUGUACGAUACACAGCAGAGAGUCAAAGAAAUCCUGCAAUAAAUGUCAGAAAUAAGCACGACAAAAGUGAGGAGAAAGUGAUAAACUUUCAGGAAGUCCAGUCAAAUCAACCUGUUCCAAUAAAAAAAGCCAUUGACAGAAUGGAAAGUAAGAGAAAAUCAUACAGCGAUGAGGAUUCAUUAGAUGAUUUGGUGGAAUCUAAUAUACAAUAUUUGGAAAGUGAAUUUGAAAAUGGAAAACUAAAGAAACUUCAUACUACCCGGCCUUCAAAGUUUCCAGUUACCGUGGAACACCGUGAUGUCAACAAAGAGAAGAGGCGGUCCGCGUCUUUAGAUGGUUACGGUAGACCAAGUGAUUCUUUUCAGAGUGAGGUAAAACUCCGUUUGCAAAUUCCAUCGAUGACACAAAGUGCAAGAUUUUACCAAACCAAAAUUGACCCGCGGAACAAUCAUGACGAAGGCGCCAAACCGCAUAGGUACUCUCCCCAGGUACCCAGAAAGCCUGUUCAUGUUACAAACUAUCAGCCCCAAUAUCAAAACGGUGCGGUGUUUCAAAAUACUGUUCCAAAAUAUGAGAGGAAAUUCCAAUCAGCAACAGCCAGCCCCUACUUGCAAAGACGUGGUCUAGAUUUUGGUGAGAUCGAAGAUAUCUCAAGAUCAGAAAAUCAGCUUAACACUCAAGAUAAAGGAUUUUCCUAUCAACUCCCUUCAAACUUUAUGCAUCCGUGCUUCAAAGAGUAUCAGAAAACAGAAACAACGGUGUAUCGGAGUAAAGAUGAUGAUGUCAUCUCUAAGGAAUCUGUUACAAAAAGUAUAUCAGUCCCUGCUAUGGAGAGUGGAAUGUUUUCCGAUGUGGAUUACGACAUCGAAGUUUCCGAGAGAAUCAAAAAAUGGGAGAAGUAUAUGAAAAAACCGGUAGUUAUCGAAGGUGACAAACCUCUGUCAUCUAUUUCUGAGAACGCUUGGGCUGUAGAGCCCGAAACCCCAGUUCCGGUGCCACAGACAAUUGCAGUAUCAUCAACAUCCGUGACUGUAACAAAGGCGCCCCCACAGCCUGUUGAACGAAUAAAAACACUGGGAUCUGUAGAGACACCCACUUCGUAUUUCGAACCGAAAGUCAAGUCUUCUGAAACAAAUACACAUAGGAUAUUUCGUGUAGUUCAGGACUCAAGAUCACAACAAGAUAGUGAUCCAAUAGACGAAUGUGGUUACAAAUGGGUUCAAAACCCCUUGAUGACAGAUAUAAAAGGGGAUAACAUACAACAGACGGACAUGAGAAGCGCGUGUGUCGAGGAAUCUGUUCUAAGCCCAUUCGUAAUUUGCCGGCAGGGUUGGCCUCCGCAAACGUUAUCAAAUUUGGACGCGGAGAAGAGACCCAUGCGGCUUUCGAGACUAGAGGAUGAAAUCAAUGAACUUCAGGAUAUAAAAAUUGAAACUGUUCGAGAUCUUAGGCGGAAAUUUGAUUCUGACGCCAGUGGAAACGAGAGUACAGACGUAACUAAGACCCCAUCCACUCCAGCUACCAUGACUCCAAUGCGUCAACGAAAACAAUUUGUUCGACCAGCUCAAAUUCAAGAAUCAAAAACCGUAUACUUGAAAGUGUCAAACCAGAUUGAUAGUCCCACAUCACCACAGUCAAACAAUUAUGAAAGAAAAAUCAACACUUUAAAAGCGGAAAAACCUCCCGUUGUCGACGAUGUCUGGUCACCGAAUAUGCCAAGUGAUAAAGGUUUGGUGAGUAUCGAACGUGUGAAAGCCCGAACUCUACAGACAAUACCAUUCACGGAGGAUCCAAUAUGGAAGGAGAUAGAAGAAAUGACAAACAUGGAACUGUUAGUCAAUGAAGUAAACGAACCCUCUAUAUCCACAAGUCCUCUUCCACCUAGUGACUCGUCAAGAUUAAAAAGAAACAGUUACGUCGGUUUUGAGAAAAGCCCUGCUGUGCAAAGCACGUUAGUGCCAUCUGCGUCACAGAGGCAGGCAAAGCCAAUAGUUAAGGCAAAACCAUAUAUAACGCCGACAAUUCAACCAUUGAAAUUGACAGUGGAUACAAAGAGUAGCGUAGAUGCCUUAGAUGAGGUUCUCGAAGAUAUCAGAUCAUCCCUACAAAAGAAGCCCCUGAGUCCUAGUGUUCAAAGAAAGAGAACUGAUGACACUGGGUCUUCCUCCAUUUUAUCACCAACGGUAUCAAGUACAGGUCAAAUCUUUUUCCCAACUAAAUCUACUGUCAAGGCCGAAACCCUGAACCCCACAGUAUCAGGAAAGGCUAAUCAAUUCGGAUAUAAGCCUAGCUGGCAAGAUCAGUACGAAACCGAGGAUCUCAUUUCAUCUAUGGAGCAGUCUACGUAUAUUCAAAAUCAAGCAACUUACAUUGACCCUCAGUUCACAAAAUUUCCGCAUAUUAUCAAUGGGAAUUAUCAGCUAGAUCCUCACUUACUCAAGGAAAAGCUGUUAAGUACCGGCCUUGCUGAGUAUCAGUCGGAGACGGAGGAAGUCCGUAAACAAAAAAAGCCUCCCACCCCACCCGAACGGACGUGUGAUGUUGAGAGACAAGUCCUGCGCUCCAUGGAAGAACUUAGAAAACUCGCAGAAGACGUGGAGACACGAUUGCAUCAAAUACGGACGAAGAUUAUCGAGAGUGAUGAGAACAAACUCGACAUGGUUGUUUCUACACUGAAGAAAUUUGAACCGGACAUUAAUUUGAAACAGGAUAUCGAAAGCGAAAGUCGUGAGGAACAUUCUCGAAAAAUGAAGAAGAUGGAAGAAGCUUUGUCUGAAUUGAACAGAAUUUACAAACAAUUGGAUAUUGAUGAGGAGAGGAGCAAAGGAGCAACUUCCCUCGGUAGGUCCAAAUCAUUUAAUACAAACUCUUCUCGUCCGGAAUUUAAAAGAACUUUUUCAGACUCAGAUUACAAUGUUAAUGUUUAUCGAGAUGAAUGUAUAGCCGAAGUUGAAAAAGAAACUCAGCGUGAAUUUGAAGACAUCAAUAAAUCUUUUCAGACUCUCCUCGCAGAAGUGUCAAGUGAUGCAUUACAAUCACCAAAGACACGAGUGGAUGAAGUAGAUCACAAUGCGCAAAUCAAUGCUUCAUUAGAGAAUUUUCUUGGCGAAUUUCGAGCUUCGAACGCAAGGUCGACAAGCGAAUCAGUGGACCCGACAGAGCUGAGAAAACAGUUCACGAACCCGGAUGAUUAUUCACCAGCGCCACGGAACACUUGUACAGAUAUUUUGAAGUCCGAGGUGUUCACUGCUUGUUCGGGUCCAUUUAAUGUCCUGGUUGGAAUCAAUGGAAAACCUAGACGACCAAGUCCAUUGCCAAGGAAACGGCCACAACCACGUGCUUCAGUAAAAAAGGAGGAAAUCAUACAAACGGAAAACCAUGUAAAUACAACACGUGACGAGGGAACGAAUUGUGUCCCUGUAACAGAGACCAAAACGUCAUCUAUUCGAAUUCAACUGUCGCCAUCUUUAUCACGGGAGUCAGCGUCAAGAGAUUGUUCAGAAGGUGAGGAUUCUCGCAUCAAGAAAAACGAUAAAGCACAGAGGAGAUUCAAGAAAAAUAUCGCCCUCAGUCAUCGUAAAUCAAUGCCAGCGGACAUGAUACAAAAGAGCGUGGAAACCCAGACAUCCGACACAAACUGGGCAACAUCGGUAGCGAACAUGCGGGAGAUUUUCACAAAGAAACUAGAACGGGAAGAUUCAAUCUCCAGUGAAAGUUCUGUAGACGCCAGAGGACCACGAAAGCGACGACAAAUCGCCAGGGGGAUUGCGAUGAUGCUGGAAUUUUUCAGUUCAAGUGAGGACGAGCGAGGAAAGUUGACUUUGUCCCAUUCGCGCAGUGCACCGGAUCUCCGGAGUUUGUUCGAGGCCGACUGUCAAGAUAAACCCGUUUCUAACAAGAUCCAGACUCCAAGAUCAGUAAAACAACGUCAUGAAACGAGAUCAAGGAAACGGUCCAUUGAACUGAGAAAGAAAAGAAAAGGAAGCGAUGACAAAACCGAGGAAACAUCGUUAGCUUCAACGACGUCAGAUGACGGUUACGGAACUAAACCCCCUCUACAUCCGGGUACUCAGCGAGCAUUCAGUCCGGACAUUAAGAGUGAGGGUACGAGUGAGGAAACUCAACCAAACACACGCGAUGAACUGCGGGAAGACACACAAACCAAUAAAACUGAUUUUGACAAAUUAAUGGCAUGCAGAAGGAAAAACUGUGAUAAAAAUACGGCAGAUGCGGAACGACCUCGCAGUUUUCAUGAACUUCUUGCAAUGUUUGAGUCUGACCCGUUAAAGCUAACGAAAAUGAAAAACUCUCUGAGGAAAUGUGCCUCUGUGGAUGGAAUUGAACAGGAAACAAUAUUUCGUAAAACAUUUUCAUCCGAACCAGAUCUAAGUAAAUUGGCUGGAAUAUCAAAUGGUCAAGCAAUUUUUCAGCUCGAAGUUACCUUAAAAUAGAUUUUUAAUAGCCAUAGCUUUCUAUGUAGAAUAAUGUGUAUUUAUCAACACGCAUAAACAAAUACUAGUAGGCUAGCCAUGUACAUGUAAUAUAGACUUAAUCAUAUAAAUGGAUAAGUACAGCUUUGGAGAGAUGCCGCUUACUGAGGCUUGGUGUAUAUCAUGACGGACUGUGUUAGACUGAAUGUGAUAACAAAGCACAAUGUGAUAACAAACCAACAUGUCGUGAUGUAUAAAUAAUUAAACAAUGA
Magallana angulata is the source of this 6261-nucleotide messenger RNA. RefSeq lists its product as uncharacterized. The transcript is spliced from 3 exons. The coding region runs from base 506 to 6010 and encodes 1834 amino acids. The record is from RefSeq and is a predicted model, not a curated record. Lineage: Eukaryota; Metazoa; Mollusca; Bivalvia; Ostreida; Ostreidae.